Molecule: messenger RNA, 8120 nt
Organism: Columba livia (rock pigeon)
Lineage: Eukaryota; Metazoa; Chordata; Aves; Columbiformes; Columbidae
Gene: RAG1
Product: recombination activating 1
Exons: 1
Coding region: 107-3292 (1061 amino acids)
Biological process (GO): adaptive immune response; V(D)J recombination; pre-B cell allelic exclusion
Cellular component (GO): nucleus; DNA recombinase complex; endodeoxyribonuclease complex
Molecular function (GO): ubiquitin protein ligase activity; metal ion binding; sequence-specific DNA binding
Source: RefSeq, a predicted model, not a curated record
UGGACAGUCAUGUCUGGGCCUCUCAAUUCAGUAAGCAUCUUGGACAAGUUGUACACUUUCAAAGAAUUUCUCAGUUCAAGUGAUUAGAACUGUUCUAUGAAAAACCAUGGCAUUAUUAUUAAUUUUGGAAGAUAAACUUACAGCUUCUUUCUCUUUCUCAGGUAAUCUGGUUUAUGCCGCAUUGCAGAUGUCAGUAGACUCACAAAUGGACCUGCCUGAAGAAAUUCAGCAUCCAUAUACAAAAUUUUCUGAAUGGAAAUUCAAACUCUUUAAAGUGAGACCAUUUAAAAAAACACCUUCUGAUAACAGCCAGCACAUAAACAAAGAUCAGGCAAAAGAGAUUGCUUCUUCAUACAAAAAAGUUAUACUGCAUAAAGAUGAAACAGUGCCAAAAGGUGAAAAGAUGGACUUAAUGGGCAAUAGGCAGGCACUUGAGAAAGAUGACAUGAAAACACAAGACAAUGAAGCUCAUCAGAACAAUCUGAGGCAACUUUGCCGUAUCUGUGGAGUUUCACUUCAAACUGGUUGUUACAAGAGAACUCAUCCAGUGCAUGGGCCAGUGGAUGAUGAAACUCUGUGCCUUCUGAGAAAGAAAGAGAAAAAAGCAACCUCUUGGCCAGAUCUUAUUGCUAAGGUUUUUAAGAUUGAUGUGCGAGGGGAUGUUGAUACUAUCCAUCCCACUAGAUUUUGUCACAACUGCUGGAGUAUUAUCCAUAGGAAAUUCAGUAAUACUCCAUGUGAAGUAUAUUUUCCCAGGAACAGCACAGUGGAGUGGCAACCCCACUCCCCAAAAUGUGUUGUAUGCCACACUACCAGUCGGGGAGUUAAGAGGAAAAGCCAGCCACCCAGUAUACAACAUGACAAACGUGUGAAGACCCUUGCAGAAUGUGCUCAAAUAAGCAGAGGUGUAAAGAACCAAGCACAGAUAAACAACAAAAAUGUAAUGAAAGAGAGAAUCAAUUGCAAGAACAUACAUCUCAGCACCAAGCUGCUUGCAGUUGAUUACCCAGUAGAUUUCAUUAAAUCCAUCUCUUGCCAGAUCUGUGAGCAUAUUUUGGCAGAUCCAGUGGAAACAACAUGUAGGCACUUGUUUUGCAGAACUUGCAUCCUUAAAUGUAUCAAGGUUAUGGGCAGCUAUUGCCCCUCCUGCUGGUAUCCUUGCUUUCCUACUGAUCUGGUAACCCCAGUCAAAUCCUUCCUAAACAUUCUUGCUAACUUGGGUAUAAGAUGCCCUGUAAAGGAAUGUGAUGAAGAGAUCUUGCAUGGAAAAUACAGCCAACACCUCUCCAGCCACAAGGAGAUGAAAGAUAGAGAGCUCUACAGCCACAUCAAUAAAGGUGGCCGGCCAAGGCAGCAUCUCUUGUCUUUGACAAGGAGAGCUCAGAAACAUCGUCUGAGAGAACUGAAACGUCAAGUCAAGGCUUUUGCUGAGAAAGAAGAGGGCGGUGACAUAAAGGCUGUAUGUAUGACUUUGUUCCUGCUAGCUUUAAGAGCUAAAAAUGAACACAAACAAGCAGAUGAAUUGGAGGCUAUAAUGCAAGGGAGGGGAUCUGGACUUCACCCUGCUGUCUGCCUGGCAAUCCGAGUCAACACAUUUCUCAGCUGUAGCCAAUAUCAUAAAAUGUAUAGAACGGUAAAAGCUGUCACUGGGAGGCAGAUCUUCCAACCUUUGCAUGCUCUUCGCACAGCUGAGAAAGCCCUCCUACCGGGUUAUCAUCCAUUCGAAUGGAAACCUCCCUUGAAAAAUGUAUCCACUAAUACAGAAGUAGGAAUUAUAGAUGGACUAUCAGGAUUGUCAGUCUCAAUUGAUGACUACCCAGUAGACACAAUUGCAAAGAGAUUCCGAUAUGAUGCAGCCUUGGUUUGUGCUUUAAAAGACAUGGAGGAGGAGAUCUUGGAAGGCAUGAAAGCAAAAAACCUGGAUGACUAUUUGAACGGUCCUUUCACUGUGGUAGUAAAAGAGUCCUGUGAUGGAAUGGGAGAUGUCAGCGAGAAGCAUGGAAGUGGGCCUGCUGUCCCAGAGAAGGCUGUUCGCUUUUCUUUCACAAUCAUGAACAUUGCUAUAGCACAUGGGGAUGAAAUCAAGAGGAUCUUUGAAGAAGCAAAGCCCAAUUCAGAGUUGUGUUGCAAGCCCUUGUGCCUUAUGCUGGCUGACGAAUCAGAUCAUGAAACUCUGACAGCCAUCUUGAGCCCCCUCAUAGCAGAAAGAGAGGCUAUGAAAAACAGUGAACUACUGCUUGAAAUGGGAGGCAUCCUGAGAACAUUCAAAUUCAUCUUUAGGGGUACAGGAUAUGAUGAGAAACUUGUGCGGGAAGUGGAAGGGCUGGAAGCUUCAGGUUCCACUUACAUUUGUACCCUGUGUGAUGCAACCCGUCUGGAGGCGUCCCAGAAUUUGGUCUUACACUCCAUAACCAGGAGCCAUGCUGAAAAUCUGGAGAGAUAUGAAAUAUGGAGGUCCAAUCCAUAUCAUGAAUCUGUUGAUGAGCUCCGUGACAGAGUGAAGGGUGUUUCAGCCAAACCUUUUAUUGAGACUGUUCCCUCCAUAGAUGCAUUGCACUGCGACAUUGGCAAUGCAACAGAAUUCUACAGGAUUUUCCAGAUGGAGAUCGGUGAAGUUUACAAGAAUCCUGAUGCAUCUAAAGAGGAGCGGAAGAGGUGGCAGCUGACUCUUGACAAACACCUCAGGAAGAAGAUGAACCUGAAGCCUAUGAUGAGGAUGAGUGGAAAUUUUGCUAGAAAGCUCAUGUCCAAAGAGACAGUAGAGGCAGUAUGUGAAUUAAUAAAGUGUGAGGAAAGGCAUGAAGCCCUAAAAGAAUUAAUGGACCUUUAUCUGAAGAUGAAGCCAGUGUGGCGAUCUUCAUGCCCUGCCAAGGAGUGUCCAGAAUUGCUGUGCCAGUAUAGCUACAAUUCACAGAGUUUUGCUGAGCUCCUGUCUACAAAGUUCAAGUACAGAUAUGAAGGCAAGAUUACAAAUUAUUUCCACAAAACCCUUGCUCAUGUUCCUGAAAUAAUUGAAAGAGAUGGGUCCAUUGGGGCCUGGGCAAGUGAAGGAAAUGAGUCUGGAAACAAACUAUUCAGGAGGUUCCGAAAAAUGAAUGCCAGGCAGUCUAAAUGCUAUGAGAUGGAGGACGUCUUGAAACAUCACUGGUUAUAUACCUCCAAGUACCUCCAGAAGUUCAUGAAUGCUCAUAAAACAUUAAAAAGCCAGGGCUUCACCAUUGAUCCAGAGGAAAGUUUAGGUGGCUCCUUGCCAUUGGAGGUAUCAGAAAGCAAUGAUUCAGCAGAACUCUAAAUGUAGAGUGCAUUUGGUAUUGAGUUUGUGAUGGUGUCUUCCUGCAAGUAGGCAGCUUCUUUUGCAGGCCUGUAGAGAUACAGGGAAGUCUGAAAUGACCACUUUUACAUUUCCUGUUAAAUGUGCUGAGUGGAGUUUAAUAAACACCAUGUCUGUCAGGAGUUUCCAAGAGGCAAUGCAGUGAUGCAUUUACCAGUUGUUAUGUGAGAUGAAAGCAGAAACAAAUUGCAAAGAAGGGUCUUCAGUAUAUUUUGGUCUUAUUUGUGAGAAAGCAAAAGUAAACAAGGUUUUAUAUAAAGUAGUAUUUUGGAAUGAAUAUGAUUCUGGAGAGUUAUGACAGUUCCUGCAAACAGAAGCAUGGCUAUUUGUUCUGUUUGUCUUACUUUUUUAGAGGGUUUGAUUAUUUUAUUGACAGUCCUUUGGCUUUUUAAAGUAAAGAUUCAUCAGUGAGACACUUGGGUAAGUGUUUUGGGACAAAGUUCAGUUAUUUUUUUAUAAAAUACUUACUAAAGAGGCAAACUUUGAUCUCACAAGCUCUAAAAAAAUAUUUUUAACAUUUAUAUUGUAGUACUUCUUAGGAGCACAUAGUGGUAUCAACAUGCUAAUUUACUAUAGGGAGAUAUAGGAAAGGUAGUUGGAACUUUUAAAUUAUAUUUUUAUUGUAGUCUGUUUACUCUAAAAUGUAAACUUGUGCUCUUAAAACAGGACUUAGAGUGCCAUAUGGUUAUCUCACUAUACAAAGUACAUUCAAGCUCUGCUAUGUAGCUUGUUGCUUCAUAAACAUUUUAGAUUUCUAUGGUAACUUCAGUAUAUAGUACAAUAUGUAUUAGUAGAGUUUUAUUGGGUGAAUUCUUGGCCUCACUGAAGUCACCAGUAAAUAAUAAUUAAUACCAGCAGGCCCACAGUUUCGACAAGUCACUUAGCACACCCAUUUCUCGAGAGACAGAUAUUACCUUGAUCAGAUACAUGGCAGUGUUCUGAUCAUCUUCUCUAUUAGGAUAUUUCACUGACUGCUGCUGAUAUGUUCCAACUGUAUCCAAUAACAAGCUUUUUCAAGCCUGGGACAGACCACACUCACAGUCUUAUUUUCCAAAUCUGUAAAAGAAGAAUUACAUUUAUUAACCUCAAAGCUGCUUCGCAUGCAAGAUUAGUAAAAAAGCAAUGAACUGUCUUGAAAUUACUGCACACUGUAUUUUAUAUUAUUACAGCAAUAUUUAGUUGGCAUUCCUUUGUAUUAUAGUAGAUGAUUAGAUGAACCAUUUUGUUUGUGGAUUCUUUUAGAUCCAUAUGAAUAUACUAAAUACCACUUCAGAAGUAUAUUCAUAUACUAAAAUUAUAUUAUUUUAAUUCAAUGACAUGUUCAUGAAAUAUACUGAAAAGUACCUGAGAUGCCCUAAAAUCCUCUAGCGUUUCAGAUUUGCACCUAUAGCUAGGGCAUUACUGUAUUUGCAGUAAUAUUACUGAAACUAGAUUAAAUGCUGAAACAAUCAAAAGAUGGAUCUGAAAGAAUCCACUUUUUAUUUUUACGUGGCAGAAGCUGGUUUGUGAGUGUAAGUGAACAACAAACUUAAGGAAUUAAUGGUCUGAUGUUUGUUUAGUAGCAUCUUGUUCAUGUUAUUUACUAUACCUUUGAGGGUCUGGUAUUUACCAUUUAUGGGCAAUGAAAAAGUAGAUUCAAGCAUUAGUAAUUAGUACAAAUAGUUUCAUCCUGAUUAUGUCUUUCUUUCAAUUUUAUUAAUUAAAAUACUAAUCUUUAAAGUAUUUUGUAAUUUAGGAUAAUGUUUUAAUAUGGUUUCUUUAAACAUAGUUUAACAUUAUGUCAAAAUUUGCAGUUGGAAACAAUGCCUUUUACUUAAAACAUUUAAUUUUCUAAGCAGUCAUAAGGACUGCAGUGUCUUUUGUAUGGUGGACCAUUUGCAUCUACUGAGUGUUCCUUUCUAGAUUUUUUUUUUAAUUAUUUGAAUAGAACAAGUAUUUCUCAUAGAGCAUAAAUACGUUUACAUAAGCAUCAUUCCUUACGAAGAAAUGCAGACAAUGUGUUUUCCAGGGAGUAUAAAUAUCAGGUACAAAGUGCACCCUUUAGCAGUAAAUGCAGAUGGGGGAUAUGUGCUCUUACCAGCUGAGAAAUGCUGCUCUAGACCAUUGGCAAAUGACUAAAGCAAUGUUGGAAGCUUGCCUCACUGUUGAUUUCUUAUUUUUAUUUUUCAAGGGCAUCUUUCAUUAUCCCAUAGCCUAGAAGGUUACACCUCUUCUGUCACCCUCCUCCCUUUUUGUGAAAUAGUUAUUUAGCCUCUGAUCAUUUCAGACAUCUGAUUUACGAGCAGAACAUAGGCAAUUGUUGCUGCACCACUGGACAUGGAGGGCUGUGACACCCAGCAGGCACAAGAAAGAAAGGGUGGAUGCCUUCAUCUUCAGCCUUCAUCUUCAAACCAGACCUUCUCCUGCUACAGCUAUCAGCUGAGCACUGCUGGCAACUGCUUAUGUUCUUGUAGCCCAACCACAGGCAAAAUAAAAUGUUAAGAGCUUAAAUCAGUAGGAAUAAAAGAAUCACAGAAAGGCUGGUGCUGGAAGUGACCUCUGGAAAUCAUAUAGUCCAACCCACCUGCUAAAGCAGGUUCACCUAGAGUAGAUUGCAUGGAAAUGUGUCCAGGCGGGUUUUGAAUGUCUCCAGAGAAGGAGACUCUCCAACCUCUCUGGGCAACCUGUUCCUGUGCUUUGUCACCCUCAAAGUAAAGAAGUUUCUCCUCAUGUUUAUAUGGAACCUCCUACAUUUCAGUCUGUGCCUGUUGCCCCUCAUCCUAUCAUUGGGCAACACUGAAAAGAGUCUGGUCCCAUCUUCUUGACACCCACCCUUCAGGUAUUUAUAGGCAUUGAUAAGAUCCCCUCUCUGCCUUUUGCAGGCUGAACAGACCCAGCUCUCUCAGUCUCUCCUCAUAAGAAGGAUGCUCCAGACCCUUAAUCAUCUUCGUAGCUUUCCACUGGACUCCCUCCAGUUGUUCUUUGUCCUUCUUAAACUGAGGAGCCCAGAACUGGAUACGGUACUCCAGAUGUGGUCUCACCAGAGCACCGUAGAGGGGGAGAAUGAAGACUGCAUUUUAUUUGCCCUUUGGACUGGUCAAAGAGUGCACAGGUACUAGUGCUUUUAGCCACAACACCUGGAUCUCCUGGAAUAGUGUGUCCAUAGAUGUGGUAGAUGCCACAUCCCUGGAAACAUUCAAGUUCAGGUUGGAUGUGACUCUGAGCAACCUGAUCUAGUUGAAGAUGUCCCUGCUCAUUGCAGAGAGGUUGGACAGGAUGACCUUUGAAAGUCCCUUCCAACCCAAACUAUUCUAUGAUUCUGUAUAGUUUGUAUUUUUGCUUGGCAUUUAUUUCAUUAUGCAAAUAGUUGCUCACUUUUUUCUCUGCAUGUAUAUUUCAGACAACUGUAUUACUUUAUGUUUUAUCCUUGACUGUGCUUGAAUAACCCAGGGCCAAGUUUAACAAUCUUGACUCACCUCAUGGUGAUUUUCACUCAAUUUAAGUGGUAUAUACAGUUUUUGCUGCCUUUUGCACAGGGAUGAGUUUCACUCCCAAGUAAUCCAGACCCAUUAAUUGCAAUACAUAUGUGCCACUGGAGUGACAGACCAGACUUUUUUCAUUUUGCACAUGUAAUUUCAGUGGCUCUGCUGAAAUUUUUUAAUUCCAAAUUCACUUUAACAAGCUACUGAUUUAACAGCAAGUGAUUCAUCUCACUGCCUUCAAAAAGGGUUGACUAACUUCCACCCAUAUAUGUAAGAUUUCUCAAGACAGGGCUUAUAUCCUGAGAUAACCUGUCAGCCUGAACACAACCUGGAUGGGGGCAAAGGAAUGCAGUGGCACGUGAAAGUGUUCUUUUGUGAAAUAUCAUUAAGCCAUUAAGACACAUUUCACAUUCUACCAGUUCUGGGCAGGAUAGCUGACACACAGAUCCACUACUAUUAUUUUUAAAUUUUAUUUUCUUUCUUUACACUUGAAUCUAUUUCAAUCUUCCUUUUCCCCAUUGUUGACAUCUGUAAAUCAAGAGACUCUCUUUGAACUCAUUAGAACAAACAGCACUAAAAGGGUAAGUACCUGCAAGUGAAGCUUUUGUAAACAGGGAUAAUAAUGCUGCAUGCACAUAGCUAUACAUCAGAAGGCAAACAAAUUCUGACUGCAGACAGGUGCAUCAUUUGCUUAUGCAGUCUGUUAUUAAGCUUUUUGAUUUUGAAGAGACUUUAGAAAAAUUGAGUCACUUUUAUUUAUAGUAGUCUUUCAAACCUUCAGUAAUUCACGAGAAAUAAUUUUCUUGUUCUGGAAUUAUACUGACUGCAGUUUUUAUAAAUCACAUUAUAUAUCUUGUUUUGCUUGGUUUUAUUCAAGCACUUUGUAUUGUGAAUUGCCAUGUUAUGAAACAAUGUGAACUAUAGUAAAAGCCAUGAUUCUGGUCUCACAUAAAUUUUUCCUCACAGGAAUAAUUCUAUUGACUUAAAGCAAAUCAGCUUUGACUUUUAGUCAGGUAGUUCAGAAACAAAUUCUAGAUAUUUACAGCAUCCUAAUUUCUGACUACAUGGAGUACUGUGCUUUGUAUCACUACACAACUUCAUAAUUUUACUUUUUUUACUGUAUUACAGUUUCUUAAUUUAUGAAACCUGUUUAAAAUAAAGGUCUUGUAAAUAUUGACAUUUCUGCCUUUGUAUUUCUUACCUAUUUUUCAACUAUGCAGAUCAUUUAAUGGUUACAGUCUUACGUUUCAUUCAAAUUGUGGAUGCUUUUCAUAUUUAGGCUGUUCUAAUACCCAGAGACAGCUGUGAUUCCAGCCCUGUUCUGGAAG